CUUAUCUUCGUUAGGCGUUAAUCUGCCUGAUCCCUCUUUAAAUGGUUGUGAAAAAGGAAUGUAUUUCCAUAUUUUAGCGGUAAUUAAAUUAUUUAUCAACUGCAAUAAUAUAUCCCUUGAUUCGUAGUUGAGAUUGGUUUAUAUAAGUCAUGAACAAAUUUAGAUCUGCAAAAAUCUUAGAAAUAAUUUUGCUUCUUCGACGGAUUGGCACGAGUAACGGAUUAUGACGAAAGAUUUUUUUAUAUUUCAAUUGUUCCCGUCCAACAGUCCUGAAGCGCUAUGCUCAAAAUUUGGCAGCCAGCCAAAAAACUGUAGCAUAACGUCAAGCCGAUCAAUGAAAUUGUGAAUUUCUGGCUGAAUGUUGGAAUGAGUUACUCGGUGAAUGACGUUCCACUGGAGAAUCAUUUAAUACAAAAAAAAAAAAUGUCUCAUCGUGAAUUAAAGGAAUGCGUUAUGAAUGGAAAGAAAACAAAUGGAGUUGUGCCUAAACAGUGGCGUAAAAAUUUGUACGAAACCCGUGGGCUACCGGAUAAUUACACGGACAGUUCGUUCCUGGAAGAAUUGCGUAAAAAUAUAAACCCUAGUAAUAUUACAACCAUUGAGGCUAUAUCGUUCGCAGCGAGUGUAUCCGUCCAGUUGAACAUAGUAAUUUUAUUUGUAAUAGUUUUCGUUUGGUUGGACAACGAGUGGAUAGCGCCUAAUGCCAUCUUUGUGUUCAGUGGUAUUCUCACAUUAGCUGGGUAUUUUAUUCAUACUUUCAAGAAGUCCAACAUGCUGGAAAAGCUGUCCAAAGACCUUAGAACAGUCUUGAUUUUUCUUGCCUUUGGCUACAUCUUAUCACCGAUAUUAAAAACUCUGACUGCAACCGUCAGUACGGACACAAUAUAUGCGAUGGCAAUAUUUAUGUUUUUGAUACACCUUAUAUUCAGCAAGUAUGGCUCCCCACAAGUCUCUUUAUCCGAUUCCCUCUCUAUAACUUCUUCAAUUUUUGGCUCGCUCAUGCUAGCAUCGAGACUCGUUUCGCCUUUGCACGCCUUCUCGCUGCUCACCACAGCUGUUCUUUGCUUUGUUCUUUUGCCAUUUGUCAUGUUUCGAAUCGAUGGCAAAGUAUGUAUCACAAUCGCCCUUUCUGCUAUCACGACUUAUCUACUUUACCUUAUAUCUUCAACAAUUUCAUGCGUAUUUGUCGGAGUUACCAUAUUUCUACAACUGGUUUGUCCACUUUGCUAUAUCAGGUGGCAAACGUGUAAGGAAAAUAUUUACGGCCCGUGGGACGAGGCUGUAAUCGUAUCUUGAAAAUAUCUACUGCAUUUAGGAAAUUAUUUAUUAUUAUGCGAAGAACACAUUUUUACAACAGAUAAUAUUUAUUAGAUCAAGGAAUUGAGUUUGAGAUAGAAUUGCAACUGUUAAUGAAUUCAAUACUGUCGAAAAUGGUUGGGGGGUAGUAAAAUAAAGUAUUUAUGGAUGGCUGCUGUAGUUUUGUAUAAUAUUUUCUUCUGGUAAAUAAUGCUAUCGAAAAAUUUGUAUAAAGUGAUGUGACAAUUUUUAAUUAGCAUAGAAAUGAAACGACACCAAAGUAAUUUUUUAUUAAUUUAUAAUAAAUCAAUUGUUAUCAAAACAGGUAUAUUGUUAUACUUGUACAGAAAUCUUGGGCACUGCGUGUCUGCUUAUACGAGUAUUAGGUAUUAUUAUAAAUUCUAAUUCGAAUUGAACGAUUAUCCCAAAAUUAAACCUUAGGAAACUUAAUUUAGGGUUAAAAUUUGUUGAAUAAUAUCGUCAAUACCAGAAUACACAUAUUUUGCGUUUUCAUUUGCAACCAGAAUGUUCAUUGCGUUUUAUUUU
This is a messenger RNA of Diprion similis, 1842 nucleotides long. RefSeq names its product phosphatidylinositol N-acetylglucosaminyltransferase subunit C (gene PIG-C). Bases 367 to 1296 code for a protein of 309 amino acids. The transcript is spliced from 2 exons. Gene Ontology annotation, biological process: GPI anchor biosynthetic process. The record is from RefSeq and is a predicted model, not a curated record. Lineage: Eukaryota; Metazoa; Arthropoda; Insecta; Hymenoptera; Diprionidae. Gene Ontology annotation, cellular component: glycosylphosphatidylinositol-N-acetylglucosaminyltransferase (GPI-GnT) complex; membrane.